AUGCAUAUAGAAUUUGGCGAUACAUUACAAGAUCGAUCGUCAGCAGCUGAAAGUAAUAUUCAGAAUAGUGUUCCAAGCUCGACGAAAUCAAUUAUAACUAAUCCAUCAUUGAAGCAUGAAGGAACAAAGCUUCGAAAAUCGACAUCGAUGGGAAAUAACUUGUUAAUAACGGUUCAAAGUGUAACCAACAUGGCACUUGAAAACAUGGGAAUCGAAAAGAAGCUCGACGGACCAAUUUGGCCAGCCCCAUUUGAAGGUCUCAUGUCAACACUUUCGUUCAUAAUAACGUCUGGAAAUAUCUGGUUUUUUCCAUCGAUAUGUGCAUAUUACGGAGGCUGGUUCAUAUAUCAAUUCACGUUUUGCUUCAUCUUCAUAGGAGUUCCAUUGGUUUACUUGGAAAUGGCGCUAGGUCAAUUUGCGUCAGCUUCUCCACUUUCCGUCUUUUCACGGAUGGUACCAUCAAUGGCCGGUUUGUCAGCGGCAAUGUCAUUCCUACUAGUUUUUCGCUGCAUUUGUGUGGCAGUUUGGACCGUAUUCGAUAUGGUAAUUGUCACCUAUUCGGCAAGCGCCUUCUGGGCCAACGUUCCAUGGCAAAACUGCCAACCCCAUCAUUUAUUUUGUGUCGAUUACAAACAGGAGCAUUGCCGCUGGAAACCCGCCAACUAUUCGCGGAUAUGCGAUGCCUACCACCGAUCAGUAAUUGACACUCGUGGGAUUCUCGUGAGAAAAUCGCCGUUCAUCUCUUACGUAUUCGACGAACUAUUUAUCGACGAAAAUGUCAACAUACUACAAAUGCCUUCGCUUCAUCCAAUAAUCUGCACAGUUUUGCUUUGGGUGGCAGCUACGAUAGUCGCCAUCGGAGGCUCAAAAAUCAUUGGAAAAACUGCUGGCGGAACACUUGCACUUUUUGUAUGCUGCUUCACAACACUCUUUUUCACAGGAAUAACUUUCGAUGACUCGAAAAUUAUAUUGAAAACGUUUCUAAAUACAAACCACGAUUACUCGAAUAACUGGAUGUGGAUGUGGUCAUGGGCCGAUGCUGCAUCGCAUUCAUUGCGAGCGUUGAACGUGGGAUGCGGCGGAAUUCAAAAGAUGGCUUCUCUUAAUAGAUUCCACCACAAAUUCCAACGUGAUGUCAUUCUGGUCAGCAUAUUCGCAUACACGUUCUAUAUAGUUCUGACACUUUCGUCGUUUAUGUUCAUGGCGGAAUUUGGAUCAUUUUACUAUCCGUCAGAAAGCUAUUCACUUCGAAUUCAAACCUACGCAUCUCCGGUAGUCAUCGAAAGUGCCGUUUCGGAGGUCUAUUCAAGAUACCGGCUAGGAGGAAUUUUUGUUUUCUUUUUCUGGUUUUCAAUGGUUCUUUGUGGAAUACAAGGACUUGCUUCAUAUCUAUGGAUUCUGAGCUCAAUGCUUAUUGAACGAAUUAACGGAAGCCAACGAAAAUACGGAAGACCGUUGACAAGUUGGCAGAAGCGUGCGAUAAUCGUGAGCGGAAUGUCUUUAGGAGGUCUUAUAUCAUCCGUACCAUUUUUGGGCAUAGGUGGGUUCGAUUUGAUGAGCUCUGUGGAAACAUAUGCAUCAUACGGAACCCUAUUGGUUGCAUUUAUAGAAAUAGUCACUGUUGCUUAUAUUUAUGGAUUUAGGAGAUUCUGGGUAAAUAUUCGAACGAUGACCGGCAGCAAGGGAAUUUUCAAUAUUUACUGGUGGUUAAACUGGGUACUCGUCAGUCCAUUGAUACUCAUAGCAAUAUAUACACUAAUCCUGAUACGAUUUCACCAAAGGAGCGAAUUCUUUUCGAUUCGCGCUGCCGGCGUUGAAAUUCUUGGCUGGACGCUGGUGUUAAUCUCCAUCGUGUUCGUUCUUUUUUAUUUCAUUCGCGACCUUAUCGAGACCCGACUAAACAAGGAGCCCUUAUCAGCACUAUUUCGUGCAACAGGAGACUGGGGACCAGCAAACUUCGAAAAUCGCAAAGAGUCGGUUCGGCAAGAGCGAGCACUACGCGUACGAUGUUGA
Molecule: messenger RNA, 2013 nt
Organism: Caenorhabditis bovis
Lineage: Eukaryota; Metazoa; Nematoda; Chromadorea; Rhabditida; Rhabditidae
Source: the annotation of a GenBank genome assembly